CCCCUGUUUGCUGGUAAACGUGCAGAGCAAAGCAGAAUCGGAAAUUUGUUGAGUUCACAUUUUUAGAAGCAUUUUCUGUUUAUAAUAAGACAACUCAUUUUGCUUCUUCCAGUGAAUCGGUCGGUCGUGUUGUUAUUCCGUGGCGUGGUUUUUUUUUUUUUAAUAUUAGAAAAUAUUUUAAAAUAUAUGUACAUACAGAAAUGCCUUACAUACUAUACGUAUGUAUGUAAGUGUACAAAAAUUAAGACGUGUGCAAAGUGUUUCCACAAAAAAUUUAACAAAUAUGAAAAUAUACUAUUGUGCAUAAAAUAUAUGUACAUAUUUACAAUUAUACAUACCUUUCUUGUGAGAGAGCAUAUAGUUUUUAUUGCUGUUUGUCUAAUUGUCAAUUGCAGUGUAGUGUAAAAUACGCGCGCAUUUAUAUGCUGUCGUUGGUGGCAAAGGUGGUAAAAUGCAUUUCGCUUCUACAUACAUACAUACAUAGCAAUAACCAAACUAAGCUGAAUAAGUAAAUUUUUAAUUGAGUGCAAAGUGUUAAAAUUUUUGAAGAAACAAAUUUGAUGCAAAAUAUUUCUGCUCUAAUAUAAUCGCCACUGGGAAAUUCAUGCAAACAACAAGAAAAGCUUUAAAUCGUUCAUAAUAACUGGAGUCUUGGAGAUGUGCCGCAAUUAAAAUUUUACUACUUGAUUAAAUCAUAAAAAAAAAUUCUUGUAAUUCUGUAAAUUCGUAAAGCAAUUAAGACAUGAUAUAUGUAUGUUUAACAGAAUUAGCCGGUUCUACAUAAAAAUGUAUAAAAUCUAAUGCUACAUGAUUUUAAAUAUAUCGAAUAUCCCGACGUCGUAGGCCGCCGCAUUUCAAAACCAUCUCCAUUUCAUACAGCGCAACAGUGUUUCCUACCACUAAAACUUCCUAACCGCUACUAUGUUAAUCAAUACAAGUUCCAAUGAAGCUGCUGCCCGUUUUCGAGAUGCUGAUGAACCGAGUGAAUUAAACGUGAAAGAUAGUAAAGUGAAAAUUGAUCUAAUUGAACGCUCACAUGAUUGUUGUAGUGUCAGCGAACAGUACCGAAUGGCGAAUAAAAUGAAAGAGACUACUGCUGUGGGUGAACAAUUUCUCUCCGCGCAAAAUGCUUGCUGGUGUCACCUACUACAACAACAAGAACGUCAACUGACGUGCGUAAAUUGCCAAAGAGCAGCGGCUGCUGCUGCAACAGCAACAACAAUGGCGACAAGUACGACGAUGACCACCCGUGUGACGGCACUUGGCAGCACAGAAGGUGUGAUUGAAAGUGAUAAUGAAGUUGGUGAUGGCGAAAGAGAUGAUAAUGAUCGUACAGAUUCAAAUUGUGAUUCCGAUGCAGUUGAUGUAGAUAAUUAUACGGAUAAUGAAGAUGGUGCCAGAUCGGCCAAUGAUAGUGAGACGGUACGGAGAAAUGUUUUUAACGAUAACGAAGUGACAACGGUUUUGAAUGGUGCUACUUUUAGUGAAAUAGUGAAAAAUAUUCAUAAUACAAAUAUUUUUAAUAAUAAUAAAAAUGAUAAUGCUAGUGAUACGAACGAUUGCAAAGAAACUUUUGCAAGUGCUGCUGUUAAUAAGGACUAUGCAAAAACUGUUAUUGGUAAUAAUGAAAAUAACAGUAAAUGUAAUAGGGUAGUAAAUAGUGAUUUUAGUCCAAAACUCGCAACUAUAAAUUUAAGCCAAAAUAGUAAUAGUAACAGUAGUGAUAGUAAUUUAAUUGAACGCAGUACAGUAAAUAAAACUAAAAUUCAAGCUACAAAAACAACUGCAUCAGCUAAUGGUGAAGAAGUGUUGGAUGCUAAUACAGACGCACGCGCACAAAGUGACGUUUUCUGCUUGGCGCGUGCGCAACUCCUCAACUUGUGGUUGGCAUUUAUUGCCUUUUGUGAUGCAGUCACCAUUAAACAUGAUGAUCCACGCUUCGCUGCGGCACGGAAACGCGCGGAAGAGGAAAGGUUAAGAAAAGAGCAAGAAAAGAAAACCGCUGAGUCGCAUUCGUUGCACGGCAGUGAUAAAGAUGCAACAACGUCGUCAAAGCCUUCUCGGCACUUAAAGUUAUUAACAAAUCGUAAACUAAUAUUCCUCUUCAUCGUUUGCGUUUUCUUCUCCUGUUUGAAUCGCAUCGAAGGACGUCCGAAUACUUUAGUAGGACAAAAUGCUAUUAUGAGCGGCGAUUCGGCGACUGUGCCGACUGUAGCGCCAGCUAUUGCUGCUACAACGCCAAAAAUUGCAGAGCUGGGCAGUAAUGGGCUAACACCUGCACGUUUAACGGUGGCAGCUAGUGAUAGUGAUGGCAAUAAAGUUGCCUUACAAACAAAUGCCAUUGCACCGGAACCCACGCCAAGCGAUAAGCCGAAGGAAAUCGAUACACAUAGACCACCGAUAAUGAUUUCCGCACAUGACGACGAAGAUCCCUAUGCGCACAGACCGGAGCGUUAUCCACUCUCACAGGUCGAUUUCGAUAGAGUGAAGACGCCAUUCAUAAUCGGUAUUUGGAUAUUAUCGGCGAGUAUAGCCAAAAUUGGCUUUCAUAUGACCCCAAAAUUACAUCUCAUUUUUCCUGAAUCCUGUCUACUGAUCGUAGUGGGUGUUAUUAUUGGUUUUGUACUAUAUUUUUGCACUGAUGUGGCCGUCUCACCGCUCACACCCAAUACAUUCUUCUUUUAUAUGCUACCACCGAUUAUCCUGGACGCUGGCUACUUUAUGCCAAAUCGUCUAUUCUUCGAUAAUUUGGGCACAAUUCUGUUGAUGGCUGGAGUUGGUACGGUUUUCAAUACGGCAACAAUUGGUCUGUCACUUUGGGGUUGCGGUUUAACUGGUCUCUUUGGUCCUGAAGUGCCACGUUUUUUGGAUACUUUCCUAUUUGCAGCGCUCAUUUCUGCUGUUGAUCCAGUAGCUGUUUUAGCGGUUUUCGAAGAGAUUCACGUCAAUGAAGUGCUAUAUAUUGUGGUGUUUGGCGAGUCUUUGUUGAACGAUGCUGUAACGGUUGUUAUGUAUCAUAUGAUGGAAGUAUACAACGAAAUCGGCAUAACUGAAAUUAUAGCUCAAGAUAUUGCUAGUGGCGUAGGUUCAUUCUUCGUUGUGGCCUUUGGUGGUACUGUAAUUGGCAUCAUUUGGGGCUUCCUCACCGGUCUAGUGACACGUUUCACCGAUCAUGUGCGCGUUAUUGAGCCAAUAUUUAUUUUCGUCAUGGCGUAUUUGGCAUAUUUAAAUGCGGAAAUUUUCCACAUGAGCGGCAUUUUAGCUAUAACCUUCUGCGGCAUUACAAUGAAGAAUUACGUUGAAGCGAAUAUAUCACAAAAAUCACAUACAACAAUAAAAUAUGCACUCAAAAUGUUAUCCAGUUCAUCUGAAACAAUUAUAUUCAUGUUCCUUGGUGUAGCAACAGUCAAUAAUAAUCACGUGUGGAAUACUGCCUUUGUGCUGUUGACUAUCACAUUUUGUUCGGUCUAUCGUGUUUUCGGAGUUGUGAUAUUAUCUGCAUUGGCGAAUCGUUUCCGCUUGCACAAGUUGUCACGUGUCGAUCAAUUUGUUAUGUCCUACGGCGGUUUACGUGGUGCGGUCGCCUUCGCAUUGGUCCUAUUGGUUGAUGAACGGAUUGUCAAACAGAAGGAUAUGUAUGUGACGACUACAAUAGCGGUGAUUUAUUUUACCGUUUUCCUGCAAGGCAUCACGAUAAAGCCGCUGGUAAAGAUGCUGAACGUGAAACGUGCCAGUAAAAAGAAGCCAACAAUGAAUGAACGCAUACAUGAACGAUUCAUGGACCAUCUAAUGGCUGGAAUUGAGGAUAUUAUUGGUAAAACUGGCAAUUACAAUGUACGCGAUAAGUUCAAGCGUUUCGAUAAUCGCUUCAUAAGACCACUAGUAAUCCGGGACUUAAAGGGCGCUGAACCGAAAAUUAUUGAAACCUAUUCAAAACUUACGAUGCGUGAUGCUAUGGAAGUAAUGCGUCGCAAUCCAUCUACGAUCGGACAAAUAACGGCCACCGAAUCGAUGAGUGCUCUCUUCAGAAAUUACACCAGUAAUUGUAUUGGUGGAAGGUGGGCACCACCAACUAUUUACACAACAUGUCCAAGCCUCACGAAUCUGGACAAUAGCUGUUCACGCAAUCUAGAUAUGCAUGAGUUGGACUACAAUCCGUCGAAGAAAGAUCUUACAGAUGCGAAAAUACACCAUCUGCUUGCCGAGGAGUUGAAACCAUAUAGAAGGGCUUCAAUGCAAAUGCACCGCCGCCUUAGUUAUAGCCGUCACGCAGUAGAUGACAGAGAUUUGUCUACGCAGGUAAAUUACAAAAUGCAAAUGAACUUCCGACGCAUGUUCAACGAUCGGAAACAUCACAAGCGCAGCAAACGAGGCGCCAACAAGCAACAAGAUGGUGUCAAGCAGAAUCACGUUUCUUUCCACGAUUUCCAACAAAACGGAACAACGAAACAAUUUACGCAUGGAGAAGAAAAUCUGGGCAAAUUGAAUGAAGUAACUGUUGUGAGUGGCGAAGAUUGGGAUGAUGGCCUAACGUUUACGGCGAAAUCUUCACCGGACUCGGAUUUAGCAAAUAAUAAUUCACUUAUAGCGCACAUACAGAAUUUACCCGGUUUUGAUGCUUCGAAAGCGCGCAUUGUACAACAUUAUUCCACACCGAAAAGCGAAAGUGACAGUCCUGAGAAACUACUAACGCCCGACGUGGGCCCGACAGCGGCCGAGUCAAUAUUGCCAUGGCGACGUGAUCGUUCCUACCAGUGCAUUGUUGCUGAAAACCCCAUACCCGAGGAGGAUCACAAUAUUUCACGUGAUUCAGAUGGUGAACGUCGUGUGGCCACACCCACUGCUACCGAGUCGCAGUUGCCAUGGAAGCGACAAGGUGAUGAAGUGUCCGAUGCAGUGCAGCAAAAUGAAUUUCCCGCUUGGGCUUCGAAUAAGGAGUAUUUGGCGUAUAAUUCGCCGAGUGCUACAUUUUUGGGUGGUAUCAAUAAGCCUAAACAGCCUAAGUCUGUCAUAGGUUUAUUCCGGCGCGAGAGCUGCGGUUCGAGAGGCGGCAGCAGUUUGGGUGAUGCCACAGACGGCGCUGGCUCAGCACGCGGCUCAGAUCCUACAUUGGCGAAUGCAUUAAUUAGCGGUCUACCCUUGAUGCCGUUAAUACAGCCACCGCAUGCGAAUCCACGUCUUGACAAACGAUCACAAUCGAUUUCGGUCGCUUCGUCUGGUGGCAAUAGCGGCAUUGGCAUUAAUAUGGGUGAUAUAGCGCACUCCGGCCCAUUCCCGGUUACGGCCAGCCAUAGACGUAAUGUGCGGCGCGGCUCAAUGUUGGAGUUAAGUGGAGACACUAUCCCCGAGGAGACUUACCAACAUGGCCAUUCGAAGUCCUUGUGCGAACCCACCGGCGACGAUUGGGAAAGUGCCGCAUUGGCCACACGCGAACGUACCAUAAGCGGCAGCAGCAACAGCACCGGCCGCGAACCACUGCUACCGAAACUAACACCACGCGCGCAAAUUCGACGUAUGGGCAGCAGCGGUGGUGGUGGCAUGGGUCAUAGCAGUGGUAUCGGCAUCAAUAGCAGCAGUCUAGGCGGCUUACGUAAUCAAGUCACCACCGCAUUACUCUCCACAUCGAAUUCCGAAUAUGAUGAUGAUGAGGAUGAGGAUAUUGAUUUGUACGAUGAUGAGAGUAUUGUUGUAACAACAUUAACUGGCGGCGGCGGCGGCGGCGGCGGCGGCAGCAGUGCUGGUGCACGAAAUCGCAGCGGCAGCAGCGGUAGUGGUGGCGCUGCAAAUGGCAGUAGUAGUGGCGCCAGUAGUAGCAGUAACAGUAAUAAUACCACAACCACAAUACGUCUGACACGCAACAACGAUGAGAGUAUCAUUUGAGAUCGUCGACGUAUGCAGUUAUAGCGACGUCUCUUUGCUAACAAUGGCGGUCGUAGUAGUAGUCAACAGCAGGGUCGACUGAGUCGUUGGGCAUAUAAGUAUGAAAUGUUGCAGUGAAUUCAUUGAAACUGGCAGACGGCUGGGAGGCUAACAUUUGUGGUGGUGCUUGCCCAAAUGAACUAAUACAUAGAAUGUUGCCAACAAUGCCUGCUAAGGGUAAAGUAAAACUUUUUAACUCUAGGCGUUAAGUGUAAAGUGUAAAAAAUAAGAUUUCGAAGGGAAAAGGGUUAGAAAAAUCAAUAGGUAGGUUAGAGAAAGUAUGUUACACCAUCAAGCCAGGACAACGAUUAUUGUAAGAUAUGAUGGUGUUUCUUUUAAAUAUGUAUAUGUAUGUUUAUUAUAUUGAUUUUAUUUUGUUCUUUAGUUUGCUUACUAAAAUUUUUUUAAUUUUUAAAAAUAGUUUCUUAAGUAACUCCAUCAUUUAUAGUAACUAAGUUUUUUUCCAAACUAACAAAGUAAUUUCAAAAUGAAAUUAUUUUAAGUAAGCAGUCAAUAUUAGCUGCAUUUAAUCCUCUUUUUAGCUUUGCAAAAUAAUUAGUUCAAUUCAAACUUUUAAAGCUUUGGCGGUUUUAUCAAAUAAAUCACCAAUAAUCCUGAUAACAGGUUAGGUUACUCUAGCCGGUUGAGGCGCCUUAUAUCUAUUGGGAUUUUGUAAGCAAAAUCUAGGAGCAGAGACAUAGUUUCGAGAAGAAGAUGUGGGUUGGAUUUGAAACGGAUAGCGAUAAUGUCAGUACGAAUUAUUUGUAAAGAUCAGCAUAGUUGCCGCAAAAGCCGAGUGCUUAGUUAGUUUUGGUACGACGAGCAUAAAUAGUUAAAAAAAAAUAAUAAUUUUCGUAAUGAAUUAAUGACACUUAUUGGCCGC
Ceratitis capitata (Mediterranean fruit fly) is the source of this 6802-nucleotide messenger RNA. RefSeq lists its product as uncharacterized. The record is from RefSeq and is a predicted model, not a curated record. The coding region runs from base 922 to 5880 and encodes 1652 amino acids. Gene Ontology annotation, molecular function: sodium:proton antiporter activity. Gene Ontology annotation, biological process: regulation of pH; proton transmembrane transport; sodium ion transport. The transcript is spliced from 21 exons. Gene Ontology annotation, cellular component: membrane. Lineage: Eukaryota; Metazoa; Arthropoda; Insecta; Diptera; Tephritidae.